GGAACCCUGAGCACUCCUCAGGGCCCCCCCACAGGACCAAUGGGCACCCUGCGGGACCUGCAGUACGCCCUCCAGGAGAAGAUUGAGGAGCUGCGGCAGCGAGACGCCCUGAUUGACGAGCUGGAACUGGAGCUGGAUCAAAAGGACGAGCUGAUCCAGCGGCUGCAGAACGAGCUGGACAAGUACCGGUCCGUGAUCCGGCCUGCCACGGCCCAGCAGGUCCAGGCCCAGCAGCAGAGCCUCGUCCUUCAGCCGGACCAGCACCGCAGCAAGAGACAGGCCAUCUCCGCAGAGCCUACUGCCUGCGACAUCAGCGCCCUCAGCCAUGUCACCCUGCCCUUCUACCCCAAGAGCCCGGAGUCCAAGGAGCUGAUAAAGGACGCCAUCUUGGACAAUGACUUUAUGAAGAACCUGGAGCUGUCUCAGAUCCAGGAGAUUGUGGACUGCAUGUACCCGGUGGAUUAUGGGAAAGACUCCUGCAUCAUAAAAGAGGGCGACGUGGGGUCUCUGGUCUUUGUGAUGGAAGAGGGGAAGGUGGAGGUGACUAAAGAGGGGAUGAAGUUGUGUACGAUGGGACCGGGCAAAGUGUUCGGAGAGCUGGCCAUCCUCUACAACUGCACCAGGACGGCUACUGUCAGGACUCUGACCCACGUGAAGCUGUGGGCGAUCGACCGUCAGUGUUUCCAGACCAUCAUGAUGAGAACUGGACUCAUCAAACACGCAGAGUACAUGGACUUCCUCAAGAGCGUCCCCACCUUCCAGGGUCUUCCAGAGGAGACUCUCAGUAAACUGGCUGACGUCAUGGAGGAGACUCAUUAUGAAGAUGGAGAGUACAUCAUCAGACAGGGAGCCAGAGGAGACACCUUCUUCAUCAUCAGCAAAGGAAAGGUGAACGUGACCCAGGAGGACUCAGCCAAUCAGGAGCCGGUACACCUCAGAGAGCUCACCAGGGGAGACUGGUUUGGAGAGAGGGCACUACAGGGGGAGGACGUCAGAACAGCCAACGUCAUUGCUGCGGAGACCGUCACCUGCCUGGUUAUCGACAGAGACUCAUUCAAGCAUCUCAUUGGUGGAUUAGACGACGUCUCAAAUAAAGGCUACGAAGACGCUGAGGCCAAAGCCAAGUACGAGGCAGAGAACGCCUUCUUCUCCAGUCUGAAGCUGAAUGACUUCAACAUCAUUGACACGCUGGGUGUUGGCGGCUUCGGACGCGUCGAGCUGGUGCAGUUGAAGAGCGAGGAAGCGAAGACGUUCGCUAUGAAGAUCCUGAAGAAACGUCACAUCGUGGAUACGAGGCAGCAGGAACACAUCCGCUCUGAGAAACACAUCAUGACCGAGGCGCACUCUGACUUCAUCGUCAGGUUGUACCGGACGUUUAAAGACAGUAAAUACCUGUACAUGCUGAUGGAGGCGUGUCUGGGGGGCGAGCUGUGGACCAUACUGAGAGACAGGGGUUCGUUUGAAGAUUCGACCACUAGGUUCUACACGGCCUGCGUGGUCGAAGCCUUCGCCUACCUGCACGCCAAAGGCAUCAUAUACAGAGACCUGAAACCCGAAAACCUGAUACUGGACAGCCGAGGAUACGCCAAGCUGGUGGACUUUGGUUUUGCUAAGAAGAUUGGUUUCUGUAAGAAGACAUGGACGUUCUGCGGGACGCCGGAAUAUGUUGCACCAGAGAUCAUCCUCAACAAGGGUCACGAUGUGUCAGCAGACUACUGGUCUCUGGGCAUCCUGAUGUUUGAGCUGCUGACCGGCAGUCCUCCCUUUUCAGGUCCAGAUCCAAUGAAGACCUACAACAUAAUUCUAAGAGGCAUCGACAUGAUUGAGUUCCCCAAGAAGGUCACCAAGAACGCCGCCAACCUCAUCAAGAAGCUCUGCAGAGAUAAUCCUUCAGAGAGACUCGGGAACCUGAAAAACGGAGUCAAAGACAUCCAGAAGCACAAGUGGUUUGAAGGUUUUAACUGGGACGGUCUGAGGAAAGGAACUCUGACUCCGCCCAUCAUACCUGACGUGUCUUCCCCGACAGACACCAGUAACUUUGACAGUUUUCCUGAAGAUACAGAUGAACCUCCACCAGAUGACAACACUGGGUGGGACUAUGACUUUUAAGGUCCAACCCACCAGCUCACACCUAAACCCAAAGCCUGAGACUCUACGAAGCUGAAGAAGAAGAGUUCUCACCAGGCUGAAUGAAGACGAGCUAUAAGGCUGUUUUGUGGACAUUUCUACCUGGGACACCUUCAUGUUUUUAAGCAUGGCUGGAAUCAAAGAGACACCAUAACUUACCUGAAGCUGCCUGAGAACUAGAAGAUGAAGUGCUUCAAGAAUCAAACUAGCUGCCAGUUCAUGUCAAUAGUUCGUCCCUGUUCCUAAGACUAGGGACAGUUUUUCAGAACAGAGAAAAGGUCUUACAUAUUUCAAGGGUACGACUUGGGAAAGUCCUCCUAGCUCCUCCAGAGUUUAGAAAGCUGUCAGGCCUCUGGAAUCCUUCCACAAAAAAGUGGCAACAAUCCAGGAAAGAGGUGUUUCUUUGAACUCAGAAUGAGCCCUGAGUCCUUGUUUGGCUGUGGUCGAACUUCGGAUGUGUUCAUCCAUCAGCAGGAAGUGACACCGUGUGGAUUUUACUUUAUGUCCCAUAUAUUGCUGCAAGACAGUUGUCUAUUACAUUUCUAAGAGCAGGGAAUCAAUCCUGUGAAUCUUAGAGUAAAUCAUGUGAUGUCUGUCAUUUCUGCAAAAAGGCACAUGCAGGUUCUUAACUUUCACAAACUGAAAAAUCAUCCCAGUUCCUACAGAUUUCAGAGAUCUGCCCAAAACUCCACAGCAACAAGCCAACAGUGCAAAAAAAGAGCUUUCUGCAGUGUCUGGGAGAGUCUCGGAGGAAGAUGAACCCAGAACAACAAAGACUCCUCGCUGCAUCUGAACUUUGGGUAUCUUCACCCAUCAGCAGUCAGUCACACAUUAUAGGCCUUGCUUAAUGUCCCAUAUAAUGCUGCAACACUCAGAGGAAGCUCGGAUGUUCAUUGGCAUCAAUUAGCCAGAAAUCUGAUGUUGAACUUGUGAAUCUACCUGAGGCUGGUACAUCUGGAGGUGUCGAGCAAAAUCAAGUUGUCACAAAGUGCUUCCCAGAGGAACGGGUGAGGCUGGAGGCUCAGUGUGGCCAUUGCUCUGUGAUCAUUUUUAUACAAAGUUGUUUUGGAAAAUCCACCAUCAAAGUACAGUUAAAAUCCAAAAUUAUAAGGCCCCAAACACGUCCUGCAUUUUUAUCCAAAACAUUUAUGGGCUGGAUCUCAGUGUCGUUACAGCUAAAUCAUCUUUCCAUGGGGCUCCCUAAACAUGAUUAAAAACACGUUUCCUGUUUCCAAAAGCUGAUAAAAGGCUUCAAAUCGUCCCUUCAGAUACCUCUUUAGGACACCACAGACACUACACACGUUUUCUGCAGCCAAUGGAAAGCCUCUGCUCCUGUCAAGUGUCCUUGAUCACUGGCUGACACUUGAAUUUUGGCCCUUCUGAGGGAGAUCGUUCUAUUACCUGUACUGUGACAUCUGCAAUUUGCGUUUUGUGGUCUGGGAGCAAUUUUGAAAGUUCUUAGGGGCUUCUCUGGGAUGUACGUAUUCCCCAGUUGCAGGAUUAACCUCUGGGUUGAGUGACACAAGGACUCCACAAACCACAGGAGGAAAAGUGAACUGAAGACUGAACAGACGAGCUUAAGGUCACCAUGAUGCCUUCACUUCUCAUUUCAUUUUUGUGAACUUCCAAAGACAGAAAGACAAAAAGGUUGGAUGUAGCAGCUGUUGUUGCCGCCGAGUGGAUGAUGGGGGAAGUGAUACGAACAUUUCUACUUCUAAAUUUUACUUUCUGUGAUUCUUGAUGUAGUGAAUCUUUGAAUGGCAGCAUGAGAACAGAUACUCUGUACAUAUUUCCUAGACUUCCUACAUGUUUUGCACACAGUCACAAACACUCCAUUCUCACUGACACAUGACACAUGUUUGAAGACUGAGCAGGUUUGAGGAUUGUUCAGAAGCUGAUGCUUUGUGUUUAAACAGCAUCUCUAAGGCUUAUGACGUACUUGCUUUUUAACAACUUGGUGUUAGACCUCUAAAUCAGCCCAAAGUGCCAGGUAUAUACUCAGAGACAUGGUUCAGUGUAUCCUGCAUUAAGAGUCUGUGUAUGUGGACUUCAUUAUUAAUUAGUCCUUUUAAAACCCUCUAAUAAUUAUAUAUGAUUUCCAACAGUCUGAUCUGUCUUUAAAUGUCAUGCUUUGUCGAACAACACACACCUAAAAUAAUUCUGUUUACUAUCAUGCACGACAAAGAAAAGCAUCAGGUCCUCAUGUUGCCACCAGACACCAGAAUAUCUUCAUGAGUUAUUUCCGAUCCUGCCGAACAGGGCGACGCUCCAUGAGGUUACUACAGCAGAAAAAGCAGCUGAGACACAGACUCUGUGAACGAACGCAGGAUACACAGCAUAACCAUCAAACUGUAUGUCAGUGCUCUGAAACAGACUGAGCAAGGAAGGAAGCCUUCAUUCUCCGAGGUAAUCUUUAAUGUCACCUGUGACAGAGCGGACAUUCAGAAACACUGAGUUGAAGCAGAUGUGAUUACUCACAAAGACUUUAACCCUAAAAGGUGAUUCACCUGUGUAUUUCAGUUUGUAUUGACAGUAUUUUGUGGCCUUUUGUAAAAGCAGUUGAUAGUUGUCUCACUCUGGUAGGAAGCCUUUGUAUUAGCAGUCUGACUUUGCUGUGACAUUUUUGUAAAAUGAUCAGCGAUGUGACUUUUGUGAACUCUGCAUGAAAAUAUUUGAAACAGUAUGUUUGCUUUUCACCACCAGAGGGCAGAACAGAGUCAGACACUCAAUAAACCAGGCAGUGCUCGCUUUAAAGGAACACGCCGACAUUAGGGAAACGUUCUCAGUUUCUUUCUUAGAAUGUAGAACGUAGUUAGCCUAGCUUAGCAUAAAGACUGGACAGCCUGGUUCUGACUGAUUAACACGUGAUUAAAUUUGUUCAACUCAUACAAAAACAUGAAAGUGAACUAUAUUAAUUUCAGUUCUGUAACCAGGCAACAGAAAGGACUGAUGAUGAGCUCUGACAGUGAAAAUCAGAAUCUCAGCUAAACAUUAAAAAAAAAAAGAUGUUUGGACCAGAAGGAGAAAUAUUCAUGUUCUUAAUGAUUCUUAGUGAUGAUAUUUUGUGGUUAUGACUUUGUGUUAUGAAGCGCGAGUGUCACUGAUUUAUUUGUAUAUAUUGAGAUUAUAGUGUUUUAUGAUGUUUCAGCUUUUUGUAGAUCCUUAUUAUUAUUAUUAUUAUUAUUACUGUUAUUAUUACAGUGCCUGCCAUGGUAGCUGAUGAAACUCCAACUCUCUUGCUCCGUCUCUGAGUUGAAAAAAGCUUUAUGGACGUGACUGUUAAAACUAUUUUGCAAAAGCAGUUUGAUCUGUUCAAACAAUAAAAGCUGUAAAAAAAAA
Molecule: messenger RNA, 5466 nt
Organism: Toxotes jaculatrix (banded archerfish)
Lineage: Eukaryota; Metazoa; Chordata; Actinopteri; Toxotidae
Gene: prkg1b
Product: protein kinase cGMP-dependent 1b
Exons: 18
Coding region: 40-2109 (689 amino acids)
Biological process (GO): protein phosphorylation
Molecular function (GO): cGMP-dependent protein kinase activity; ATP binding
Source: RefSeq, a predicted model, not a curated record